GUUUUCCUGGCUCCACGAGGAAUUUAUCCAAGAUACGGUACCAUUCAGCUGCCUCCUGAACUGACUUCGCAGUUGGUAACGAUAAGUUGGGGUGGCAGAAUGUCAAGAAUACUGUCACUAGGGAGGCCGGCUCAUAGAGCGGUACGAUGGAUACCGCUUGGUCGGUUGCGCAUUUGGAUGAUGCGAACAUUCCAGUGAAGACGCUUGAGGCCAUGCUCAGCAAAAAUCUGUAAGUCCGAAAGUCGACGCCAUCGUCCGAAUGGAGGACAAUGUCAGAGUCGGCGGAAUCGAACGGUGCAGGAGCGGGCUUGCUUUGAGCAUCUGGAUACUCUUCCAUGAAAGGUUGCAUAGACAUAUUCCGACUAUUUGUCUUGAGGAUGAGAGAAUGCGUUGUAAGUUACUGUAAGUCUGUACAGUGUAAAGUGUUCAUAAAGGAGGCGUCGGAAGCAAGUCCGAAAGCCAGCGUUCCGGGCUGACAUGCAGUGCUAAGAUCUGCUUGCCGCUUGCGCCAAAUAUGUUCUCAAGCCAUAGAACUUUGAUGAAGCUGACCUCACAACCACCUAUCCUUCUCAUUUCCGGCCUGCAAUAACUUAUCAGACCACCAUGCAGCUGCCCGUAAUUUAUAGGAAGCAUUGUCUGUGGCUUUGGGUCGUGCCUGUUUCCCUCAAUAGACCCAUCGUCGGUCCGCAUACCAGGAACUAACCCAAACUUCAACGUUGAACGUUGGAGCUUGAGUGGAGAGAUACCCUCACAUCCUUAAAAAAUGGAACCAGGUUCUAAAGACACACAGGCACCCUCACCCUUCGGCGAUCCUAGCGCAGACCUCAUCCUACGUUCCUCCGAUGGUGUUGAGUUCCGCGUACAUACGCUUUACCUCAGAAAAUCCUCCGAUUUCUUCGACGACAUGCUGUCAUUACCUCAACCACCUUCCCCAAAUACACCCGUACCCGUGGUAGACUGCUGCGAGACUUCCACAACUCUACACGCGAUCCUCAGCUUCUGCUAUCCCUCGAUGUGUCCCCCGACCACAUUUCCCAACGCACGAGAUAUCCUGGAUAUUUGUUUCGCAUUGGAGAAGUUCCUAAUGCUAAAAAAUGCAGAAGACUGGAUCAAGCGACUGCUCACAAACGCAGUGACAUCGAAUCCAGUUGCCGUUUAUAUCCUCGCACACCGGUUUGGUUGGGAAGAAGAGGUCAAAUUGGCCGCCAAACAAACAUUGUUUAUCAACCUCUAUGAGUUGAUUGACUUACGAAGUAACCUGCCAGUCGAGGUACUAGACCGGAUAUCUGCACUGGCAAUGCACCGAUUGGACGCGUAUCACACAGCCUGCUGGAAACUGGUACAAGAACGGCUCAGUGCCCAGUAUUGGGUUGACCGGAUCCUCUGGGAGCUCGUUAUGAAUGCAAACCCAGAUAGUGAUCCCUACAGACACACCUACGUUUUCCAGCGCAACAUUGCCACGUGUUGCUCAGAACUUAUUGUAGCCGAUUGCGAAGGGAACACAGUAAAUUACUACGUCAAGAAAUGGUGGAAGGCGUACAUGGACGAUGCGAGAGCAGCGGUGGAUGCGCCUGCCUACGAGAAGGUUUUGACGACGGAAACUAUGCUAAGGGCCGUUCGUAUGGCCGCAGAGUGUCGGACUUGUGCACCGGAGGCAAUGAAGGUGUUGCAUGUUUUCACGGAACAAUGUUUGAAGGUGGAACUGAAGAAGCAACUGGAUAAGGUCGCAUUAAAGAUAGACUGAGCUCAUUCUAGCCUUCUUCUCUUUGUUUUCAAUAUCAGGUCCUCUGGCAGUUCGCUUUCUAUCCUAUUUUCAUACCUGCAAUGGAUCGACUUGGCUGAUCACACUGUGACUGUGCCGCGGAACUGACUUCUAAUUGGUUCCCUCAACACACCUCCAUGGAAGGCGGGUAUAGAUUUAAGGACAAACAGGCAGGCGUACAAAGCAAUAAAGCAUGCUCACAGAAAAAGAAAAAGUGCAACAUAGAAGAUAGAAAAAUCAUCAAAAACCAAAUCAUCAUCUACUCGCCUUCUUCGUGUACGGGUACACAGGUGGGUAUGAUUCUCCUUCCGUACUGUCUAAAGAUCCACUUGAUGCUGGUGUCAUAGAAUACCCCUCAUGCUGCGAUCGGGGUUGUGGUUGCGGGACCUGCCGACUGCUGGCAUCGCUACCAUAAACGUAGGGAGCUAACCUGAUAUCCUCAUCGUAGCUCGGUCGUGGUCGUUGACGCGUGCUAUUGGACUCACUACUAGGUGCCCUUCCACUUCCCUCCACACCGAAUGCUUCUCCAAAGUUCAUCUUGGUAUAAGUCUUGCCCUCGUUGUCAAUCUCGGUGAGACGAGGACCAUGUGCAUGUGGUUUGCCUCUGAAGUAGUCGACGAAGAAUUUCAGGGAGCCGUAGAUCUCGAUUGCGAAGUCGGCUAUAAUAUCGUUAGUAAGUAAACAGAGUUUUCACGAAUAUGACAGUACUCACUGUAGUUGAUACUAUGGAGGGAAGAACGAGCGUGAGCAGUCAGGAAUGGUUGAUAGCGAUCAGUACAGACCUGUCCCAGAGGGGCCGCCAGAUACUCGUCCUUGCUUCACCCUUGACCCUAUAGUCAUUCCACGAAUACGCCCACAUCAUAAACAAAGAGAAGAACACCAUCUGCAGGAACGUAACCCAUAGUUAGCACCAAUACUGAGAAUUGGGUGAGUAGGUGGUAGGGUUACCUCGAUGCAAAUGGCAAGAGCAUUUAAACCGUCAGAGAUGUUGGUCUCAGUCCAGUACGUCGUGGCUGAAGGAAUGUUAGUCAUGUCGCACGUUUCAGGGAAGGACUUCGUCACAGACCCUUGAUGACACGCCCUUCUAAUGCGCCAAACUAGACACGAG
This is a messenger RNA of Somion occarium, 2870 nucleotides long. Lineage: Eukaryota; Fungi; Basidiomycota; Agaricomycetes; Polyporales; Cerrenaceae. The record is from the annotation of a GenBank genome assembly.